Molecule: messenger RNA, 1221 nt
Organism: Spodoptera littoralis (African cotton leafworm)
Lineage: Eukaryota; Metazoa; Arthropoda; Insecta; Lepidoptera; Noctuidae
Source: the annotation of a GenBank genome assembly
CGCUUGUUGAAGUCAACACAAGUUCACCUAGUGGCCAGCGAUUAGCUAAUCACAAUGGCUGCUUUUAUGAAACUGACAUGUUUAGCCAUCCUAUUGAGCAGCACCUACGCCGGCAUCCUCCAUGGUCACCAUCACGAUGACCAUUCAUCGGGUGGAUACCCCUCACAUCAUUCAUCAUCCAGCUUCUCUCCCAGCAGUUUUCCCGCUGGAUCACUACCAUCAGCCACUUAUUCUGGUUCAGGCUUAAGCCACGGUGACUACUCUCAUGGCAGCAGCAUCCUUGACACUUCAUUGUCUGGUUCUCAUGGACACCACGGAUUUGGUGACUCUGGAUACAUUGGUUCCUCUAUUGGAGGUGGUCACGGAUUCAGUGGUAGUCACGGAUUGAGCGUUGGUUCCGGAUUGGAUAGCCACGGACUAGGUGGUUCCGGAUUAGGUGGCCACGGACUAGGUGGUCACGGAUUGGGUGGUCACGGAUUUGGUAGUGGUUCUGGAUUGGGUAGUGGUUCUGGAUUUGGUGGCCCCAGCUACAGCAGCGGAUCUUUAAUUGGAUCACCCAGUAUCGGCAGUGGACCUGGAAUCGGUGGACCCAGUUUUGACGGUGGCUCUGGAAUCAGCGGUGCUGGUCUCGGUGGACCCGCUCUUGGUGGACCCGCUUUUGGUGGAUCUGGACUCGGAGGGCCUGGUUUGACUGUUCCCGGAGGUGAUGCUCCACCCCCAGGUGCCAAAGCCCCUGUCAUUGAAGAGAUCCACGGUCUUGCUAAUGGCAACGGUGCUCCUACUCAAUACCGCAUCCGUGAGGAGCCCUACCAAGUAUUCAGGGAAGUUACCCACAGAGUGCCCCAACCUGUGCCUUACCCCGUGCCCCAGAGGGUCGAGAUCCCGGUACCCCAGCCCUACCCCGUUCAAGUUCCAGUCGUCAAGAAUGUGCCAGUGCCAGUCGUAAAGAUUCAGCAAGUAAAGGUUGACAAACCAGUGCCCUACCCCGUCGAGAAGAUCGUGAAGGUCCCAUACGAGAAGAUUGUAAAAGUACACGUAGACAACCCCGUCCCCGUUGAGAAGAUUGUUGAAGUUCCAGUCGUGAAACUGAUCAAGGUGCCCGUACCAGUUGUGAAGAAAUACGCCGUCCCAGUCGUGAAGACUGUCCACCACAAGGCUCACAGCCACAGUCAUGGACACAGCAGUCACGGACACAGCAGCCACGGUUGGUCCAGCUGGUAA